This is a messenger RNA of Conger conger (European conger), 2961 nucleotides long. RefSeq names its product protein SSUH2 homolog. The record is from RefSeq and is a predicted model, not a curated record. NCBI's taxonomy places the organism in Eukaryota, Metazoa, Chordata, Actinopteri, Anguilliformes, Congridae. The transcript has 12 exons. The coding region runs from base 154 to 1269 and encodes 371 amino acids.
ACUCUAUGGUGGUUUGUACCCUCCCACUUCUUAAGAAAUCACGUUCCGCAGAGCCGAGCACUACGGUGGAUUCUGUUCUGCUUGUACGGAUCUUAUUUGAUAUUAAUGGUUUAUUCUUUUUAAUCAGCGCUUUUAAACCAGUAUUGUCCGAAAAUGUACAAUAAUUCGGAAGCCCACGCAAUGUACCCCCCGCUGGCGUCAAAUUUCGCGGCACCCAGCGCGCCUCCUGCCGGCAUGUUUGACAAUGUUCCUGGGUAUGAGGGCACCACUAUGGGAGGAGGAGGUGGCGGAUACCUACCUCCACCCGCCCCUAUCUGUCCUCCACCUGCUCCAGAGCCUGCUCCGACACAACCAGAGUGGAACAUCCCGUCGAUCAGCGAGGACACCGCCCGGGAAGCCUUCCGCCUGUUUGCGUCGGGCCACUGCUGCUGGAGCAAGGCCCCGGCGCAGGACGGCGUUAUUACCGCCAUGGACGCCUUCAACACCUACAGGUACCGUCUGGAAACUUUCACCGAGUCCCGAAGCACAGAGUGGGACCACGAGCAGUACGACGGUCAGCCCGUGGAUGCCUACACCCAGCCUGCCCCAGGCCCAUGGGACAUCCCGGUGCAGAGCCCUUCCCACUUCGAGGAGCGCACCGAGCACAUCAAGGUCCCCUACACCUCGUCAGUCAAGGAUUGUCACGAUUGCCUGGGACAGGGCAGGAAGCCAUGCACGGAGUGCGCUGGAGCCGGGAAUAAAGUUUGCUGGAGCUGCAGCGGGGCAGGGGUUCGUUCCGGGGACGACCAGUGCAACCACUGUAGCGGCAGAGGACGGGAGAACUGCUCCGAUUGUCACGGCCACGGAUCCAAAGAGUGUGAGACCUGCCACGGGAAACGGCAACUCCUCGUCUACAUCAAGCUCAGCGUCAAAUGGACCAAUAACAAGGAGGACUUUGUUGUGGAGCAGUCGAGUGGUUUGAAGAUUGAGAACUUGGCAUCAGUGUCCGGGAAAGAGCUCUUCAAAGACACUCAGUACCUGGUGUACCCGGUCAUGGGGUUCCCCGACCCCGCUGUGGGCCAGGCCGCGGAGCGUCUGGUGAGGGACCAUCAGGACAGGCACUCCCGGUCCUCUCGCAUCCUGCAGCAGCGGCAGACUAUAGAAUUGAUUCCCAUUACCAAAGUGACAUACAAGUGGAAAGGAGACAAGCACACCUACUUCGUCUAUGGGAAUGAGUUUGAGGUCAAUGCGGAUGAAUACCCGGCCACCUGCUGUUGCACUGUCAUGUAAUUUUCUCGUUGUGUGUAAGAAAUGUUGCUGACCACACUGAAGUGCUACCAAACCGUAUACAGCAUAGCAUAAUAGAAUGCUAACUUCAGGUAACGUCAGGACCCCUAUGAAAUUGCCUGGAGGCGGCUGUCCAUUAACUUAGGAAUCGAGAGUAAUUCUACACAGUAUUAUGACUAUAGAAAUAUAUCUGUGUGUUUGUGGAACAAAUUAGCCUAUAUCCACAAUGUAUGUUCCUCUUGUACUCUUUUUGCAUGUGUUGCGCAAUUGGUAAUUGCGUAUUACACCUUCUGUAUCUUGUAGGUCAGUCCACUAAUACUGAGUGUGAGUCAAAGGGGUCCGAAAAUAUUGUUGGUGCAACCGUUUACCUCUUCACAAAAAUGAUGCAAUUGCGACUAGCUUGCUAACCUCCACAAAAGCUGUACAUGUUUAGUUGGCAGCUGGGGGCUUACUCUAUAGAAGAUUUUAACAAAUUUGGCAAGAUUACCUGGCUAAUGUGGAUUAAUAAAAAGUAACAUUAUAUAAAAUACUUUGGCUGAAGAGAAAGCUGGUUUGCACUGUAUUAUAGUCUCUAUAUCAUGGCAUUUUAAAGACGAGAGCUGUCAGAUGUGCAGACAUGAUCUUGCUGCAUCCAGGGAAUGAAUCACGACUAUUUGUCACCCCUUUGGCCAAUCACAACCAGGACAGUUUAGGCAAGAGAAGUUGUAUGUAAAAUGUGUAUUUUAUUGCGCAUAAGUUAUCCUGCCUUGUAUGAAGCAAAUGAGCUUGAUGUUCGUUUAAACCCACUAAAGAGAACACUGGUUGAUUUCAGGACUUUUAAACCAUCCCCAUAGUCCUAAGUGCCAAAAAUGUAAUUAUUUUUAAAAAAGAGAAUACAUUUACUUUUCCUUAGGGGAUUAUACUGUACAUUCUAGCCGUCUGUUACUUUUUUUUUUUUUUUUUUUCAUGAUAGCUGCCUGUAAAUCUCCAACCUUUAAUGAAAAUAUGGCUGAAUGUAAUGUCUACUGGACUUUUAAUACCUUUUAAAUGCAAUUCUGAAACAAUUAUUUUUGUGUUGUAUUGAUUCGACACAUUUGGUAUAUUUAAUCUUGCAACAUAUUAUUAUUUUUUGUUGUUGUUGAAGCCCUGAAUUUGUUGCUGAACCAAAUGCACGACAAAUUAAACAAUGUGCGCAUGUAGGCCUAUAGUUCUGAAUCUGACAACAAGGAAGGAGUGCUAACCAAAUAAAUAUUUAGGUGUGGUAUGACACGCUGGUCAUUAGAAUCGGUUUGCAACAUUUUUCUUUGCUGUCGGUUAAACAUCUAAAUGUUGGUUACUAUAACUAGGAGUUUCCCACUAGAAGCUGCCUUUGAACACAUUGUUUGGACGGCCAGAUUCAGGUGCAUUUCGUGUCGAAUCGAUACGUUUUGCAGCCUAUAGGCCUACAUGGCAUGACAAAUAAAGAUGCAAAAUUAUAUUUAUAUAUAUAUAUAUAUAUAUAUAUAUAUAUAUAUAUAUUUAUUAUGUAGCCUAUAAAUAAAGUGGAAAUAAUUCAGAUUCCGAGUGGCUUAUUCAAUUCAUCACAACAAACGCCUUAUUUGAGGUAUUUUUGGCAGAAGAAAUAUGUGUUAAAUGCUCACGUCCGUGUGUGAUUCAAACAAGCCUACUAAUAUGGUUUGUACUAUUAAAUAAAACUAAUAUUGAUAUUGCUAUGUA